Messenger RNA from Perca fluviatilis (European perch), 5350 nucleotides. RefSeq names its product calsyntenin 2a (gene clstn2a). The record is from RefSeq and is a predicted model, not a curated record. Bases 135 to 2939 code for a protein of 934 amino acids. Gene Ontology annotation, biological process: positive regulation of synaptic transmission; homophilic cell-cell adhesion; positive regulation of synapse assembly. The transcript is spliced from 18 exons. Gene Ontology annotation, molecular function: X11-like protein binding; amyloid-beta binding; calcium ion binding. Gene Ontology annotation, cellular component: postsynaptic membrane; cell surface. NCBI's taxonomy places the organism in Eukaryota, Metazoa, Chordata, Actinopteri, Perciformes, Percidae.
AAGUGAAGGUCUCUCUACAUUUCAGCUAUCACUGGCGCUACCGACCAGUUGAAAACAUCCUCGCGCUUGGGAGGUGAUCCAGGAUUUCUGUUUAGGAGAGGACGGGGAGACGUCAGCCACACUGCUCGACAGCCAUGCAGAUACUCGGGGUCCCUUUUUUGCUGUUUUGCCUCAUUUGGGUCCACUCCUGCGCUCUCGGCGGAAAAGUCAACAAGCACAAGCCGUGGAUAGAAACAUCUUACCAUGGUGUGAUCACGGAGAACAUGGACACGGUGCUGCUGGACCCUCCGCUGGUAGCUCUGGACAAGGAUGCCCCGGUCCCUUAUGCUGGGGAGAUUUGUGCCUUUAAGAUCUAUGGUCAGGAUGCUCCAUUCGAGGCAGUGGUGUUGAAUCGUACAUCAGGAGAGGGAGUCCUGAAGGCCAGUAGCCCAGUGGACUGUGAGAGCCAGAAAGAGUAUACCUUCAUUAUCCAAGCCUACGACUGUGGGGCCGGGCCCAGCGGGGCCGGCUGGAAGAAAUCCCACAAGGCGGUGGUUCACAUCCAGGUGGAUGACGUCAAUGAGUUCUGCCCCGUGUUUCGGGAGCCCCUUUACAAGGCAUCAGUAACAGAGGGCAAAAUCUACGACAGCAUUUUGCAGGUGGAAGCUUGGGACCAAGACUGUUCCCCCCAGUACAGCCAGAUCUGUAACUAUGAGAUCGUCACUGCAGGGACGCCAUUUGCCAUUGACCGCAAUGGUAACAUCAGAAACACGGAGCGGCUGAGCUAUGACAAGCAGCAGAGCUACAAGAUUAUGGUGACAGCCUUUGAUUGUGGUCAGAAGAGAGCAAAGGAGGAUGUGGCUGUGCAUAUUGAUGUCAAGCCUGUCUGCAAACCUGGAUGGCAAGGUUGGAACAAGCGAGUGGAAUAUGAGCCAGGGACUGGAAGCAGGCAGCUGUUUCCCAAGAUGCACUUGGAAACGUGUGGAGGUCCUCUCUCUGGCGUGAAGGCGAUGGUAGAGCUACAGACCAAUCACAUCGGGAAGGGCUGCGAUCGGGAAACCUACUCUGAGAAGUCUCUGCAAAAACUCUGUGGUGCAGCAUCAGGCAGCACCGACCUCCUUCCUGCCCCCAGCUCUUCCUCCAACUGGACGGCGUCUCUGCUGACUGACAGUGGCCGCGACAGCGACCUUAUCUACAGAUUUGACGGACAUCAGGCUGCUAAUGUUCCAGAUCAUGUGGUCCCCCAAAACCUGACCGACCAGUUCACCAUAGCAACGUGGAUGAAACACGGGCCCAGUCCAGGACUCAGAGCUGAGAAGGAAACCUUACUGUGUAACUCUGACAAGACUGAAAUGAACCGCCACCAUUACUCUCUGUAUGUUCACAACUGCCGCCUGGUGUUCCUGCUCAGAAGAGAUUUCACUCAGGUCGACACUUUCAGACCCGCAGAGUUCCACUGGAAACUGGAGCAGAUCUGUGACAAGGAAUGGCACUAUUAUGUGAUCAACGUGGAGUUUCCUGCAGUGACCCUAUUUGUCGAUGGUGUGACCUAUGAACCCUACCUGGUGACGGAUGACUGGCCGAUCCACACCGCAAAGAUUGAUACGCAGCUGACUGUGGGCGCCUGCUGGCAAGGUGGUGAGGUAGGGACCCCGAGGUUCACCCAGUAUUUCCGUGGCAGCCUGUCAGGUCUGACAAUCCGACCAGGCCGCAUUGAAACCCAGAAGGUUAUUUCCUGUUUGCAGGCCUGCAAAGAAGGCCUUGAUAUCAACUCCCUUGAAAGCCUCGCUAAGGACAUCAAGUUCCAUUUUAACCCUGCUCAGUCUGUGCUGGUGGUGGAGGGAGAGGAUCUAGACAGCAUCAACACAGCCAUGACUAAGGUCUCCUACAUUAACUCUCGCCAGUUCCCUACACCAGGCCUCCGACGGCUACACAUCACAACCACAGUACAGUGUUUCGGCGAGGACACGUGUCUCUUCAUCCCAGACAUCAAGUCAGUGGUUAUGGUCCUGCCACCCAGUGAACCGAGAAUCACCAUCACAGGAUCUAAUCGGCUCGUCAGGCCUGCCAGUGACCUGCGGGGCCCGCUGGGUGUGGCACCCUUCAAAGAGCUUCACAUCACCAGCACAGUAAUGAAGGCAGACAGCUUCGGUGGAUCCCGCAGACCAGGUGUGAUGGAGGUGAUGCAUAACCUGGACUACUGCGAUGUGCUGGUAAUUGGGGAAGAACUGAAUCCUGAGAGAGAGAGUCUGGAGAUUCAUCACAGUGUGUUGCUGGGAAAACACCUGGAUGCCACCAACUCCACCUCUGGAAUAUCAAUAUAUGGUGUGGACUCCAUGGCUCACUAUGAGCAGGCACUGAGACAGGUGCGCUACAGGAACUGGCGACCUGCCACCCUGAGCGAGCGAAGGCUCAGACUCACUUGCUCUGAACUCAACGGGCGUUACACCAGCAAUGAGUUCAAUUUGGAGGUCAGCGUUCUUCACCACUUGGCACCUGUGGAACAUGUCAAUCAUAUGGCUGUUCAACCUCAGUACAUGAGACCCGUGCAUCACCCACUCAUGAUACACACUCUCAACACACACAUGUCAGGAGCAGCACCUCCAGCAGCCACUGCGGUUAUCGUGGUCUGUAUCGCUGCCCUGGUGGUGAUUGUGGUGAUCGGAGUGUACAGGAUCCACGCCACACAUCAGGAGGGGUCCAGAGAAGACGAGGACGAGGCCAAAGACACCGAGGAAGACUGGGACAACUCUGCACUCAACAUCACUGUCAACCCCAUGGAGAACGUAGGAGCUCAAGCAUAUGAUGAGGAGGUAACGGAAGAAGUACAUGAGGAGGAAGAAGAAGAGGAGGAACAGAACAGUGAUGAAGAUGGCGAAGAAGAAAAAGAGAGAGAAGAGGUGAAAGGGAGGAAGCAGAUGGGAAAACUAGAGUGGGACAGUUGCUCCAUAACAUACUGACCACACGUCCAUAAAGAGAUCCCUGCACACAUAAUCACUCUUUACGUGUCUGUCUCUCUCGCUUUGACAGACACACACAAGACAGGCCAAAAUUCAAUACUUUACUUGCACACACAUGCAUAACAUGUGUUGGUGAGGAUGUAGGAGUGCAAACACACAGGACUUUCAUUCAGCAGGUCAGGGUUCAAGUCCAGUCCAACCUCACGAGUCAAAGUCCUGUGUUGCUGCGUUCCUCCUUUCCAGUUAUGUAGUAUUUGGUUUAAAAGCCUUUCUGUGAUUUUUGAAGGUAGAAAGUAUUUAUGCGCUUCUCCUUCCUCCCCAUGCACUCACAUGUUAUUGACUGCCGUAAUGCAUUUUGCCUGUCUCAACCUCAUUUGUUAUUAGCGGUUGUUGUGCCACCUUGUUGUAAAAACUUCCAAGUUAACGUCAAAAAGGUUAUUCCCCCCCCCCCCGAACAUAUGUAAAUACUUAUGCACACAUGUUAUGCAGUGGGCGCAAAUUAAGUAUAUGUAUGUGCAAGUGAAGUAUUCAAUUCUGGCCUAGGCGCGCGCGCGCGCGCGCCCACACACACACACACACACACACACACACACACACACACACACACACACACACACACACACACACACACUAAAUGACAUCUCCCUCUGCUGGACAAAUUCAGAGCUACAGAAUGAGCUGCCGUCCCACAGUGCUUGAAUACAUCAUCUGUACUUAGAAUGUUAUUCAAAUCAGUCAAGGAAUCAAAAAUCAAACAAGCACAGUAAUCUCUAUGUGCGGAGUUAAAGUUUUGCUGAUAAAAAUAAAUCUAAAUUCUUGAAUACAGCCACACAAAUUCUCAAUUUCUUACAAUUUUAUCCCAACAUUUAUUAUGUGCAAUUACAUGUCCUCAUCUUACUUUCAUAUUUAUGAUUUCAACAGAUUGUCUGCAAGACGGUGAGUUAUUAGCAGAUUAUCCACAAAAUGUAUCCAUAUACAUAUUGAUUAGUUAAUGUAUCCAUAAACCUUUUAAAACAUAAUUCCCUUUACCUUUAUAGUAGGUAUAACAUAGCUGUACUGUCACUCAGUGUAUGUCUCACCUUUUCAUCUGUGUGAAGAGUGUUGUGUUUCUCUAAGUGGAUCACAGUGCCGUGGUUCUUUGGCCCGGACACUAAAGAGAAACAAAAUAUGGAUAUGUCAUCUCUGACCAUAAACAUUCCAAAUUUUUCCUGAUUUAUAUACAAAGCAGAAUCAUUAACCGUUUAAUAUCUUCCAUCUUUGCUUUUCUCAAAAGUAUUUAAAAGCUACACCGAUCACUGCUCUAUCAGCUAAUGACCUGAUGGAAGCAGUUGAUUCGUAGUUAAAAUACUCCUAGAAACAAAAGAGCAGUUAGUUUGCAUAUGUCUGUGUACCAAAUCUAGCCAUACUGUGACCUAUUGUAGCUUUUGCUGUUUAGGGUUAGAUCAGUUAUAUCUUUUUUCAACAGAUGUUACUGUAUUCUACCGAUAUCCUGUCUUUCCAUUCUCUUUGAGCCCUCUAUGCAAUUAUGGGCCCAGUCUAAAGGAACAGUAAUACCGAAAAUACUGGAUCCUACACUUCCCAUAAUGCAAUUCAGAAGCCUCUCUUUUAGAUCUGGCAAGCAAACGCUUUUUACUCUCCAUGCUUCCCUCUCUCCCUUUUAAUGCACAGUUUCUGUUAAAGAUUAUCAAAGAUACCCCUGAUUAAAUCUCAGAGGUUAAUUCUCAGACUUGACAGAUGACAAUUAUGCUUUCACUGACAGAGUAACGCAACCUUUUUCACGCGUAAAUUGAACUUAAUGUGUUAAAUGGGGGAGUGCUCCACUGCUCUAAAUUGUGGCGAAAAGAAGCCGAGUGAUGGUUUCUUUCUGGUGUUAUCAAGUCGCUGAUCCUGCACAGCUUCACCACAACUACAAGCAAAACUGGAAACUCCAUUGGUAUCGAUUCCAUCUUGUACCAUAGUUAUUGCAGAUUACGUGAACUUGUUUAGACAAAGUUUAAUUCCAUGAGUUGGUCUACAUUCAAAUGAUCUUAAAGUAACUCCUUUGACAUUCCCAUUUCUCGUCUCACCUGUUCACGUCCGCACGGUAUCAGUGACGAUUACCUGAUACGUCUCCUAUUCACUCGUCCCUCCCUCUGUUGGCCUUUAAGCACCUGUGAUUGUGAUGUCAUCAUUGUGAAACAACUGCCUUGUUUCCCCUCGUCCCGUUGUCAUAUUGUGCUUCUGAAAGAUUAAAGAGAAAAAAAGAAUUCUUUUACAUAUAAAAACAAAUCCUGUAAAAAUGUUCAAGACAGUUAUUUUAUAUAUCCGUUUCUUUUUCUUUUUGUAAACAAAAUGGUUGGGAUUUCUCUCUCUUCAGUGGUUAUCCCACUGCUUUCUGUAAAUUGACCAAUAAAGACUUGUUUUAGACUCUA